Molecule: messenger RNA, 1629 nt
Organism: Rhinocladiella mackenziei CBS 650.93
Lineage: Eukaryota; Fungi; Ascomycota; Eurotiomycetes; Chaetothyriales; Herpotrichiellaceae
Product: glutathione synthetase
Exons: 2
Coding region: 1-1629 (542 amino acids)
Biological process (GO): glutathione biosynthetic process
Cellular component (GO): cytosol
Molecular function (GO): glutathione synthase activity; ATP binding; glutathione binding
Source: RefSeq, a predicted model, not a curated record
AUGGCCCCCAACGACAUCUACCGCACAUAUCCACCCUCACUAACACUGGAUCAAGAGGAGUACCUUGUCCAGACCGUCAAGAACUGGUCCAUAGAGCACGCUCUCGCGAUCAGACCGUCCACGGCAAUAGUAUCGGAGGAGACCAAUCCAAACCAUGUCCUAGCCACCAAUGCGCCCGUUACAUUAUUUCCGAGCCCUUUUCCAAAGCCUUGUUUCGAGCAGGCCAGAAGUCUCCAGCAAGUCUACAAUGAACUCUAUGCCUCCGUUGCCAGCGAUGAGCAAUGGCUUGAAGAAAUCAUGACAGAAUUAAUAGAAGUCGACGACUUCCUUGCCAACCUAUGGAAAAUUCACUUAUCAGUCAAAGAGGAGGGCUACACUCAGAACUUGACCCUGGGAAUGUUUAGAUCUGACUACAUGUUGCACGCUCCUGAGGACGCACCCCCAUCACUGAAGCAAGUCGAAUUCAACACUAUCUCCUCGUCAUUCGGGGGCCUAGCAUGUCUCGUAGCAAAUAUGCAUACCACUCUGGCAACGUAUCCCUCCCCAUCUCAUCCGAUCGCAUACCCUCCUCACCCACUGUUCGCAAACUCCCCGGAAAGCGCUUCCAUGAAAUCCAUUGGCCACCCUCCUCCGAACGCCGCAGUCUCCACAUUAACCGCCGGCCUCGCGGCCGCUCACGAAGCAUAUGGUCCUUCGAAAUCCCAGCCCCAACUAGCAACCUGCAUUAUCUUUCUCGUCCAAGACACCGAACGCAAUGUCUUCGACCAACUCGCCCUAUCCAGCAACCUGUACAAGGAGCACAAAAUCCCUUCCUUCCGGCUUCCGACCAGCAAAAUCCUCACCUUAACCUCCAUCCCGUCCCAGGACAGCAACCCAUCACGACCCCUAAUCUACACCCCCCCAUCCUCCCCAUCAACACAAUAUGAAGUCACACUCGUCUACUUCCGCGCGCUCUAUGCACCGACAGAAUACAACACCCCGGCGUCCUGGGCAGCUCGACACCACCUCGAGCGCAGCGCCGCGAUAAAAUGCCCUUCUAUCCUCCUCCACCUCUCCGGAUCCAAGAAGAUCCAACAAGUCCUCACCUCUCAACCACCUGAUACCGACCACGUGAAAUCCUUCCUUCCAAACCACUCGGACGACACGCUCUUAAACCUCCGCUCGACCUUUGCGCCACAAUACUCCCUCUCCUCUCCGGACCCAAAUGUAGAACCAGAGGGUAUCCGUCUCGCGCUCUCCGAAUCCACGGCGGCAAACCACGUGCUCAAACCUCAGCGCGAAGGGGGCGGUAACAACAUCUACCGUACUAACAUUCCGCCGUUUCUGAACUCCAUCCCCCGCUCGCAGUGGAGGCAGUACAUCCUGAUGGAAUUGAUCCAUCCGCCGUCCGCGGCCAAGAACACGGUCCUCCGCAGCGAUGGGCAAGUCGUUAGGGGGAACGUGAUCUCCGAGCUGGGCACCUUCGGCACGUGUCUGUGGAAGACCACGCCGGAGACUAAAAAGCCGGAGAUCCUCCAUAAUACAGAAGGCGGAUACUUACUACGCACGAAGGGCAAAGACAGCGAUGAGGGCGGUGUCGCUGCCGGAUUCAGUUCGUUGGAUAGCUUGAUCCUUUACGAAGAGCCGUAG